Molecule: messenger RNA, 2165 nt
Organism: Choloepus didactylus (southern two-toed sloth)
Lineage: Eukaryota; Metazoa; Chordata; Mammalia; Pilosa; Megalonychidae
Gene: SLC22A31
Product: solute carrier family 22 member 31
Source: RefSeq, a predicted model, not a curated record
GGCUCCCGCAGCCGGGGCGGAUGGAGCUGGAGGCGCUGUGCCCCGCGGGCGGCUUCGCCCGGGCCGGGUGGCUGUUGGCCGUCGCCUCGUGGCUGCGCGGCCUGGCGCUGGGGCUCGCGCUGAGCUCCGAGCCGCUGCCCCCCGCGCUGCUCCGCGCCAGCCUGCCGCGCCCGGAGCCCCUGCCUGCUGCUGCGCUAUCGGGAGCCCAGCGCUGGGGUCCCGGUUGCGGGGACAGGAAGCCGGCGCUGGGGACCGCGGGACCAGCUCCUGAGUGGAAGGACAGAGGUCCCAGUCCCGGAGACUCGGGGAAGCGGGCGUCCCUGGAAAGCCUCAUGCAGAGCCUGUGGCUGACGGACAGGCCGCAUGGGGCGAGGGCAGCUGCAGGAAAGCAGAACGUGGACUCCAGGCCCCGGCCAGAAGCGGGGCCUGGACUGCCCGUCAACGUCACAGACAUAGCUUGCCUGGGGCCCCGAAACCUGCUGGGCCUCCCUCCUCCCACCCCCACCUACAGCCGCCUCCUGUUUGGGGGUGGAGCAGGACAUCUAGAGACCCUCCCAGCCUGGCACUUUGGGGUUCCCAGCAACUGGGAAGGAAGGUCCUGGGCCCAGGAGGCCUGGACUGGCCGACAGGUGACAGGUGGCCUGUGCCUCACACAGUGGAACCUGACACGUGAGGACGCCUGGAAGGUGCCUGAGCAGAUGACUCGCCGCUUGGGCGGGCUGCUGGGCUGUGUCCUCCUGGGCGUCAUGUGUGACCGUUUUGGCCACAGGCCCGUUUGCGGGGUCUCUGGGGCCAGCGCGGCCCUGGGUGCCAGCUUCCCCGCACUGCUGGCCCUGCGGCUGCUGCUGGGGACCGCCCUGUCAGGGACUCUCCUCGCCCUCUGCAUGGCUCUCCCGCUGCUGGCUGCUGGCCACGGGGCAGCCGGCACAAGCCGGGAAGAUUCCGCACUUUGUGGAAGCCAGCGGUGUGGACCCAGAGGACAACUGCUCCUCGGGAGGGAACUCCCGGGGGGCGGGUAGGGCUGCAGCCAGGGGAGGGAGACCCCGGGAGCCCCAAGCCCUGCACUGCUCUGUCCUGAGGCUCCUGCACACCCACGUCACCUGGCAGAACGGGCUUAUCCUGGGAUUCAGUUCGUGAGGAGGGGGAAGGGGGAAGGCGGUGGGGGACCCUGCUUCCUCGAUGUUCUGGCCCCACAGGAGCUGUCCUUCUUGCCCUACUUCCUGGACGCCAGCCUGGAGGUGGUGGCCACAGUGUUCCUGCUCCUGACGGCGGAUCGCUGGGGCUGUCGCCCGGUCCUGCUGCUGACCACCAUGGCCACUGGCCUGGCGUCCCUGCUGUUCCUCACCGGGACCCAGUACCUGCCCGGCUGGGCCCUGCUGCUGCCCUCGCUCCGGGGCUCCCGGCCUCCAGGCCGUGUCCGCGCUCAGCUGCCUCUAGCCCCCGAGCUCUUCCCCACCGUGACCCGGAGAGCGCCGCAGCCCCCCACCUCCGCCGGGACCCCUGGGGUAGGGGGGGCCGGGGCAGACACCCCCGUGCUCAUGCCACCACUCCGAGUUCAGCCCUCCUCCUGGCCGGUGUGGGGUCCCUGGGCUCCCCAAGAAGGCUCUGGUCGGGGGCCCCUGCCCGGCAUCACUCGCCCCCCACGUCCCCCACCCCGCAUGGCGGACGCUGAGCCAGGCGGGCACCCGUCUGCCUGUCCGCAGGGCGCUGGGCUGGGCCUGGUGCCGGCCGCCGUCCACGGCCAUCGCGGCUUCUUCCUGCGCCACGUGCUCUUGGCAGCCUGUGCCAUCCUGGUGCUGCUCCGCGGCCUGCUGCCGCCCCAGCGCCUGCCCGAUGCCCACGGCCUGUGCGGCCCCCGCGGGACCAGCUGCCCCUGCUGCUGCCCCCCAGUGCCCGUCCCCCCAAGCCAGGAGGGGGCCUGGCUGAGCACCCCGCCGCCCCAGUGGCCGGGGUCCCCACAGGCAAGAGUCCCACUGGGGACCCUGCUGACAGGGGCACCGACUCCCGGCCACGCCCGUGGGUGGGGGAUAAAGGUGUUUCAGGGAGUCCAGGGUCUCGCCCUGGUCCUUGCUCUGCACUGGGCCCCCGGCAAUCUGCGUCCACUCCCUGCCCUCUGGACUCACCACCAGGCUUUAGCGUCCCCACCCCGAGUUGGGGCACCCUGA